This is a messenger RNA of Gasterosteus aculeatus aculeatus (three-spined stickleback), 1881 nucleotides long. It is a transcript of the gene mtnr1c, whose product is annotated as melatonin receptor 1C. Gene Ontology annotation, molecular function: melatonin receptor activity. Gene Ontology annotation, biological process: G protein-coupled receptor signaling pathway. Gene Ontology annotation, cellular component: plasma membrane. The record is from RefSeq and is a predicted model, not a curated record. Lineage: Eukaryota; Metazoa; Chordata; Actinopteri; Perciformes; Gasterosteidae.
GGCUCUGUGCUAAUAAAACCUUAAAAAAAACGUGACAAGUUGUUAAACCAAUGAUUAGUAAGCUACAGUGUCCUUGGUGCGACUUUCCACUCCCCCACAUUUAGUCGGAUCUCAACCUCUUCCACCUGGCGUGUUGUUGACGUGUUGUUAUCGGAUGAGCCGGGUACCGAAGACUCGCGGCGCAAAGAGUGUUUGGUAACACAAAACUAAACUUCAGCCGGGCUGAAGCCUCGCUACAGACCCAAUUGAGCACAGACAUUGCGUUAAUAUUGCCCUCAUCGACCAAACAGCAAAAAGAAAAAACGACACUGGAAUCGCUGUUGCUCUGUAAAUGAGCCCCGCGCUUCGAGCUUUGCCUUUACGCGCAAGUGAGCGCACAAAUGGCUCCUCGACAAUAACGCGCCACGGAAGAGCCUUGGUGACCGGAGAGGAUCUACAACUGAGGGGUAGACACUGGAGCCCUUGGCAUCUUUAUCCCAUUUGAAAUGAACUUCUUAAAUUCCCCCGCGUGCAGUCCGUUAAUAUCCAGGUUAUAUGCCAGAGUUCGCCUCUUCCUCCCACCACUCCGGAGGCACAGCGGGAUGAGUUAGUUCAACACUCCCUCCAGUUGAGAACAUUUGGGAAUUUUGGGGUAUGUAGAUCUUUUUUUUUUUUUCUUCUCCAGCUGCACCCUACAUCGGAUUAUUCCCGCCAUGGCCGCCGCAGCCUGAGGAAAGAUGGAGUUGGGUUUGGAUGUUGGGGAGGCGGUGGGGCUAAACGGGUCGGACUGUCCGUCCCGGAACGAGAGCGACCUCCGGGCGGGCGCCUCGUCCACCGGGCUGUCCAGCACGCUGGCCAGCGUGCUGAUCUUCACCAUCGUGGUAGACAUCCUGGGCAAUGUGCUGGUCAUCCUGUCGGUGUACAGGAACAAGAAGCUAAGGAACGCAGGCAACAUCUUCGUGGUGAGUUUGUCCGUGGCAGACCUGGUGGUGGCCUUGUACCCUUACCCUCUGGUCCUGACAGCCAUCUUCCACAAUGACUGGACCAUGGGUGACCUGCACUGCCAGGCAAGCGGCUUCAUCAUGGGCCUGAGCGUCAUCGGCUCCAUCUUCAACAUCACGGCCAUCGCCAUCAACCGAUACUGCUACAUCUGCCACAGCCUUCACUACGACCGGCUGUACAGUCUGAGAAACACCUGCUGCUACCUGGGCCUCACAUGGCUCUUGACCGCACUCGCCACAGUGCCGAACUUCUUCGUCGGCUCGCUGCAGUACGACCCACGCGUCUACUCCUGCACCUUCGCCCAGACGGUCAGCUCGUACUACACCAUCUCAGUGGUGGUCAUUCACUUUCUCAUCCCGCUGUCGGUGGUGUCCUACUGCUACAUGAGGAUAUGGGUGCUGGUGAUCCAAGUGAAACGUCGGGUGAAACCGGAGCUAAGGACCAAACUGAAACCCAGUGAUAUGAGGAACUUCCUGACGAUGUUUGUGGUGUUUGUCUUGUUCGCAGUAUGCUGGGCUCCGCUGAACCUCAUAGGACUGGCAGUGGCUAUAAACCCAGAGAGAGUUGCGCCCAACAUACCUGAGUGGCUCUUUGUCACGAGCUACUUCAUGGCAUACUUUAACAGUUGCCUCAACGCGGUCAUAUAUGGACUGCUAAACCAAAACUUCCGCAAAGAAUACAAGACAAUUCUUCUUGGUCUUUGUAUCCCACGUUUGCUUCUCAUGGAGACCUCCAAGUGUGGCACAGAGGGACUGAAGAGUAAGCCCCUGCCUGCUUUUACAAACAAUAAUGUAGCAGAGAUAAAUGUAUAAUCUUGACGUUUUGCUGGGAAACUGAGAUUAAGUUUCUGUGUCGCCUGAUUGCGGGUCUGUGCCAUAUUUUACCCAGUGCCUUUCAUGG